Messenger RNA from Endocarpon pusillum Z07020, 3951 nucleotides. RefSeq lists its product as uncharacterized. The transcript has 5 exons. The coding region runs from base 1 to 3951 and encodes 1316 amino acids. The record is from RefSeq and is a predicted model, not a curated record. NCBI's taxonomy places the organism in Eukaryota, Fungi, Ascomycota, Eurotiomycetes, Verrucariales, Verrucariaceae. Gene Ontology annotation, molecular function: oxidoreductase activity.
AUGUCUGCAGUCGCAGGUCACCUUCCUCAUCAUGGUGGACGAACCGAGAACAGGGCUGGAGCACCUCAUCCUCGUGUUCCUAGCUCACCGACUACUACUAGCAACCUGCCCUUGAACAGAAGGGCUGCAACAAGCAGAUCCGCCAUACAGGGAGAAGCCAGCCCCGGGGCAAGCAGGGGCGUUCUCCUUCAUACCGGAACCAAGGCCUUAAUAUCGAGGGCAAGUGCUUCAAGCCAGCAGCGAUCUGAGUCCCAUGUCACUUGUUCCAGCUCUUCUGAAAACUUCAGGACGUCCUCACCGAGCCGGCGUGGAGAAGAUGACAAAACAUUCCCUAAAUAUUUCAUCGGCAUUGAGACCGAGUUCCUCCUCCAAGGUCGUAAUGCAUACACGCACCGAGGCAAUCUCAUAGAUUGUGUUGCAGGUAUGGCACGUCUGUAUAACAAGAGUAUUGAAGCAUGCUAUCCGCGAAUGGAUACGAACUUCAAGGAUGAUGAUGGAAUACCCGGACAGAAACGUCACAAGUAUUGGAUAUUGACGGAAGAAAAGGACCUCCAGCUGAGACCCGAGGACUGUAAUAGAUGGUGUGUCGAAAUGAAGACUCCGAAAAUCGAGGUUUCCGACAACUUAGACUGGACAAGCCAGGUGAAAAGGACUUGGGCGUUUAUUAAGGAGAACUAUGAGAUUAGCAAGAACGGAAUGUGUGGGACACAUGUCCACAUUUCCAUGCAACGUGGGAUGCAACCUGGAACUACCAUUGGAACCGGAAUGGGAUUGCAGAAUUUGAAAGACAUUGCUAAGUGUGCCAUCCAUUUCGAACCGGCUCUUGAAGCGUUGGUACCCGAAAUUCGCCGUGGGAAUCUCUUUGCCAUGAGUAACUGGAUCGAUAACAUCAACUUCGCUGACGCAAGUAUUACUCGGCAGGUGGCGAUGAAUAUGAUCGACAAUUGUGGCAGAGAAAUUGAGCUCAUAAAGCUCAUGUGUCCGCCACCUCAACAAAGAUGUUUCGCUUGGAACUUCUGGGCCCUGAAAAAGUUCGGGACUAUCGAGUUUCGUAAAGGUAGUGCAAGCUUAGAUGCGGCUAACGCACUUGCUUGGGCCGAACUGACAAUUCUGUUUGUGCAGGCUGCGGUACAGGCAAUACCCGACUCCCUACUGACAAGGCCCGCAAACAUUGAAGAAUUGAGAAGAUUUCUUAGUCCUGAAAAGCUCAGAUAUCUCAAACCAAUGUUCAACCAACUCAAUGGAGGAGAGAGUGUUCAACCGGAACUGCUGAUGUCAGGUUGGACGAACAAGGAAGCAAUGCUGCGGAAAAAGCUGUCAGAUGAUGCAAGAGCUGCUCGCGGUCUCGGCAAAGAGUUUUUGACUGCGUUUGCUCUUUCCGGUGCUCGAGGGUAUAGCCACUUUCACAGAGAGAAAUCAGCUAAAGGGUUUAGCGCUUGUGUCGAUCUCACUCUGUCCGCUAGCGAAGAGUCCGUCAACCAUAUUAGCGCGCAUGUCGCUAAGUCUACCGAUACAAAGUGCGAUCUGCGACCAUAUGCCUGCAAUGCAACAGUCGAAUCCGAUGUGAAACAUACGUGGGACAAGAUUGUGAGGGAUUUCGGGAAGGUUGAUGUUCUCGUCACGGCUGCUGGCAUUGUCGACAAUGUUGAGGCCGAGAACUAUGAUUUUCCUCGUUGGCGGAAGAUGCUAGACAUAAACCUUGAUGGCACAUGGCUUUUCGCUAGGGCGGCUGGAAAACACAUGCUUGCCCAACACAUCAGGGGAUCCAUCAUCCUGAUCGCGUCCAUGUCAGCCACAAUUUGCGUCCGACCGCAAAAACAGGCUGCAUACAAUGCUUCGAAAGGAGCAGUGCAGAUGUUGGCAAAGAGCUUGGCUACUGAGUGGGGCCCACAGGGGAUUCGUGUCAAUUCGCUUAGCCCUGGAUAUAUGCACACUGACUUGAUCAAGAAUUUGCUGGAAAAAGAGGGCAAGCAAUUGGUUGAUAAUUGGCAGAAAGACAUCCCGUUAGGUCGAAUGGCGCAUCCAAGCGAGUUGCACGGUACCAUUGUCUGGAUGGCUAGCAACGCAAGCAGCUAUCUGAAUGGAAGUGAUGUUCCCUCUGGCUUCGCACCACCUUCCCCGUUGUCACUCGGUUCUGCCAAACCAGCAAGAUUCUUCCCUCGAAUCCAGAGAUGGUCGCGGCGAUUCGCAUACCUCACCCUUCUCACCGCUCUGGGCUACACCCUCGACAUAACCUACAAUGCUUCUGCUUUCGCUCGUACUUUUCGCACCUUCUCCCUAGGCGUGAUGGUCGCGUGUGACUACAAGAUCAACUUUCGUGAGAAUCCGCCGUUCGCCGACUCGGUAGCGGAGGUACAUGAACGAAAUGCAAGAAGGUUGUUUACUUUGCUGCGGGAGAACGGAGGGUUGUAUUUAAAGAUGGGACAAGCAAUAGCCAUGCAGUCUGCCAUACUGCCGCCGGAAUUCCAGAAGAUGUUUGCGAGGAUGUUCGAUGAUGCGCCACAAAAUAGUUGGGAAGAGGUACAAAGAGUGAUACGCGAGGACUUUGGCGGCCGUAGUGUGGAGGACGUGUUUGGCGUGUCAUUUUCUUCGGACCCCGACAGAGGUGUCAUGGAGAAGACGGCGAGGGCUAGUGCCAGCGUUGCGCAGGUGCACUGGGCGAGGCUGAAGGAUGGAAGAGAGGUGGCAAUUAAGAUUCAGAAGAGGGAGAUUGACCGACAGGUUGGUUGGGAUUUAUGGGCAUUCAAAGUAGUAACAUGGGUUUACUCAAAAUGGUUCGAUCUACCAUUCUACAGUCUCGUUCCAUUCAUCUCAGAGAGACUCCUCUUGGAAACCGACUUCCAGAAUGAGGCUGAAAACUCCGUGAGAAUGGCGGAGCUGAUCAAAGGAGAGCCAAGACUCCGUGACCGGGUGUACAUUCCUGAGAUAUAUCCAGAGCUGAGCACGAAACGGGUCAUGACCGCAGAGUGGGUGGAAGGCGUCCGUUUGUGGGACAAGGAAGGAAUCAGUAGACCUUGGAGGGGAGGCAAAGGUGGUUCUCCCGGCUGUCAUGGUGCUCCUCUCGAUCCUCCAGACAAGCCGGUGCAAGUACUUCAGCGAGAUAGCAAGUCCGGCAAAAUCAAGCCCGAGCGAGAUUGGUGGAAAGGUCCUGACGGCAAAGGUGGGCUCGGUCUUUCAUUGACAGAGGUCAUGACAACCAUGGUGGAUUUGUUCUCCGCUCAAAUGUUCUUAUGGGGCUGGGUGCAUUGUGAUCCUCACCCAGGAAAUAUCUUCAUUCGAAGGCUUCCUAACGGCAGAUCCGAGCUCGUGCUCAUCGACCACGGCCUCUACAUCCAUAUGACGUCGGAGUUCCGACAUCAGUACUCACUAUUCUGGAAGAGUCUUAUGACAUUUGACAAUCAGACCAUGAAGGAAGUUGUUGGUCAAUGGGGCGUCAAGAAUGCCGACAUGUUUGCCUCCGCCACACUGUUGCGACCUUACAACGGUGGAGAUGGUAGUGUGAAUGCUCAGAUCCGAGGCCUCAGCGAGAAAGAGAAGAAGAAAAGACAAUUCGAAAUGCAGCAAGCGAUGCGAAAAGGAGUCAGGGAUAUUCUUGGAGACGAGAAGAAGUGGCCCAGGGAACUGAUCUUCAUCGGAAGGAAUCUGAGGAUCGUCCAGGGAAACAAUCAGUAUCUAGGAAGUCCCGUCAACAGAAUUAAGAUUACUGGCAAUUGGGCAAGUCGGGCCUUGAGCGAGGACAUAAAUCUAUCAUGGUCGGAAAGGUGGAGGUACUAUGGAAGUCACAUCAUCUUCAAACUCGUACUGGUCGCAACGGAUGUUGUCUUCUAUGCAGGCAAGUUGCGGCAAUGGUGGGGAACAGGGAGAGGAAUGGAAGAUGACAUUGAAAAUCAUAUGAAGAAGAUCGCGAAGGAAGCUGGAUUCGAGCUCAAUCAUGGUGUAUUUGAGGGAUGA